Molecule: messenger RNA, 1134 nt
Organism: Ornithodoros turicata
Lineage: Eukaryota; Metazoa; Arthropoda; Arachnida; Ixodida; Argasidae
Exons: 3
Coding region: 1-1134 (377 amino acids)
Source: RefSeq, a predicted model, not a curated record
AUGGCCGCUGUGACCACGGUUCAAGUAAAAUUUCGAGAGAAAAGUUCAAGGCUCCAACUCUAUGUUGCAAGAACCCCAGGACCAGCACUGUUUGGCCGAAAGUGGAUUCAAGAAUUCAAGUUGCUUGAAGAAACAAAUGGAAUCUUCAAGACGUCGACUGCAACGAAAGCUUCUCAAGAAGAAGUCGAAAAUAAGCUGAGCCAGAUUCUAGAAACUCACAAGGUCGUAUUUAAAGACUCCAUCGGGAAGUUGAAUGGAAUCAAGGCAACCUUAAACCACCUGAAGGAAAAUGUUCAGCCCAAGUUCCUUCGUGCUCGUCAACUUCCAUACGCACUCAAGGAAAAAGUCGUUGCCGAAUUGGACCGACUAGAAUCGGAAGGUAUUCUGACCAAAGUCAAUGUCAGUGAAUGGGCUACUCCCAUAGUUCCUGUAGUCAAGCCCAAUGGGACAGUCAGGGUAUGUGGAGAUCUCAAGAGCACCAUCAAUCAACACUUAGUCGUGGAUCAGUAUCCUCUACCACUGGUUGAGGACAUUUUCGCGAAGUUAUCUGGUGGUCAGAAAUAUACAAAAAUUGACCUCCGGCAAGCAUUCCUUCAAAUGGAAGUGGAUGAGAAGUCCAAGCAUUUGCUAACUAUCAAUACAGAAAAGGGACUCUUCCGGUAUAACAGGAUGGUGUUUGGUAUUGCUCCCGCACCUGCGAUCUGGCUACGCACCAUCGAACAAGUUCUACAGGGUGUUCCUAUGACACAUGCAACGCAAGACGACAUAUUAGUGAGUGGUACUACUGAAGAGGAUCAUCUAGAAAAUCUUUCAAAAGUCCUCAAGCGCCUGGAAUCGUUUGGUCUGAAAGCAAACCUGCAGAAGUGCUCCUUCUUCCAGGACAGCAUUGUGUACUGUGGAUACAAGAUCAGCAGCGAAGGUUUACACAAGACCCAAGACAAGAUCCGUGCUGUACUUGAAGCUCCAGCACCGCAAAACGUCAACCAGCUGCGUUCCUUUCUUGGGCUAAUCAACUACUACGGAAAAUUUAUUCCGGACAGCGCAAACCUUUUGCGACCUGCACGCACUUUUGGAAAAAUCUGCGAAGUGGAAAUGGACAAAAGACUGCAAACUACCACUCCGUCUGGCUUGUGA